AUGCCAAGUAAAAGCUUAGAAACUGCUGAAAAAGCUUUUGUUAUGCAAGUGUCCUUUCCCAUGGGAAGAGAAGAAGCAAACAUUUUCAUCACAGAACAUACGCAGCUAUACGCGUAGGUUCAACAAAGCACAAUCGAUUUUGCUAUAAAAAUGUAACACAGAGUUUCUAUAUGGAGAAUAGAACCAUAUACAUGAGAGCAAAACAGCCAGUGCUUAUGCUUAGCUUGCGCAAGCGCACUAACAUGAAAUGUAUCCAACAAUUAGAAUGAGGUAAUGGGAAAAUGUUUCUAUGCAUAUGAUUGGAGAAAAUUGAAAUGUUUUCUGUAAAAAAUCUUAUAAAUACCACCCCCAGGCAUCAGAGUCGCGGUUGCAGCUUUUGCGGAACGAUCCGACUGUAACCGAUUGCUUGGAAAGUAAUAAAUCAAUGGACUCUUUAUCUUCUCCUGGCUCCUAAGUUUUAUUGGCCUCAGACACAGGAGUUUUUAAUAGCCUUUGAGGGCUUGCAACAAGAUGAAAGAGACCUUGAAAGAUUGGAAGGCUGUUUUAAAUUUCUACUUCUUCUAUUCCACAGCUCUCAAAUACUCCAUAGUACUAUCCCAUAAUCAUGUAUUUCACUCCUGGUAUCAUGUGUUGUCUUCAGCAUGAAGUUCCAGCUUCAGUGUAGUAAUUUAAAACAGAUACUUUGUCAACAAGCAAACACCCAUAUAUGCCCAACAUCCAUCAACUGGACUUAACAUUUUCUAACUGAAUAAGCUAACUGACAGGAGUGCUCUUAACUAAGAUUCUAUUCUAAUCAUCUUAAAGAUGCAAUGACUUAUAUCAGCAUGGGGUGGGAUGCCCAAAGGGAGUUGCAGAAUAUGAGAGAGGAGGAGGCAUGGAAAUUGAGGGUGGUCUGUACGCAAGGGAGACUUGAAAAAAGGAGGAAGAGCUAGGGAAAGGGGGUGAAGGUAAUUGCAUGUGUGUGAGCCUGUGUGCAUGCACACAAAUGGGACUGCACAACUCUGGAAGGUGUGGAAAUGAGAGCUCUCUAUGUGCAAGGGAGAGUUGAGGCAAGUAAGGAGGGUCGAGAGAAAAAAUAAUGAAUGAGGGUGCAAAACAGGUUGCAAAAAAAGAAGGGAGCAGGAUGCAUGUGGCUGGGUUGAAGAUGAAAACAGGGACAUGAAGGGGUCUGCAGAACAGGAAAGGAAGGUAGCUUUAUAAAUAGGUGGAAGAGAAAAGGGUGUUUAGUACAGUGGUACCUCGGGUUAAGUACUUAAUUCGUUCCGGAGGUCCGUUCUUAACCUCAAGCACCACUUUAGCUAAUGGGGCCUCCCACUGCUGCCGCACCGCCAGAGCACAAUUUCUGUUCUCAUCCUGAAGCAAAGUUCUUAACCCGAGGUACUAUUUUUUGGUUAGCGGAGUCUGUAACCUGAAGCAUAUGUAACCUGAAGCGUAUGUAACCCGAGGUACCACUGUAGUUGAAAUGGGUGGGAAGAGGAAGAUGCAGGGUGGUUUUUGUGCAGGGGGGGUGCACAAAAGGAAGAAGGGAAGAGGCAUGGACAUGGAGGUGAAGUGGGAAAUGGGUACAAAGCAGGACUGCAGAAUUGAAAAGUGGCUUUGGAAAUGGGGUUGGGCAAGUGCAAAGCAAGGGAAGCUCUAGGGGCUUGGUGUGGGAGGCAUGAUGGGAGUUAGUGAGCAGAGUGAGCUGGUGCACAGCCCCUAGUAAGUUAUAUAUUAUCUCUCAGGCUUAGUGCUUGUCACCAAUAAUUAUAAUUUGGUUUGAUGUGCUCUGCAAUGGGUUGUAGGUUGAGGCCGGGGCAGUGACCAGCUGCCUGGCAAGUUAUGAAAAGAUGGAUCUCUAAGGGCACAGUGGCCUUUCUUCUCUGGCCUGAUACACUUUGUCUCAUCAAAGCUCAGCCACCACCGGGCCUUUGAAGAGCGAGAAGAGACAAGCACUUCUUUCCAGGAACAUCUGGGACACAUAGACAUAUGCGUAGCAGCAGCUGGGCAAGCGUAGGUAAAAAUAACCUUGUUAAGUGGCUGCUAAUCCUGCCCCAUGGAACUGCCUGGACUCCAGAGCCCUGACCUUUUGGGGCAGAGAAGAGAUGAGAGGGGGUGGCUUGGCCGCCUUCCCUAUUUAUGCGACUGGACUGAACCAGAUGGGAAGUGGCUGCUAUAAAAGGCUCUAUGAGGAUCUCCACAUGGCAGGUCCCAAACAGACAGACAGACAGCAAGUCAGUCAACAAAACACUCUGAAAGGAAGAAGCACAAGUGCCCCAGCGCCAUUGUGGCAGGUAAGUGUGUGUCUUAGAGGCCUGGCAGGUAGGUAAGCCAAGUAGGUUUAGAGUGCUCUUUGCAAUUCCUGUAACUGUAAUUCAGGUGCAAAACUGACAGGCUAGGGAGUGCAUUUGACUUUAACUGUGUAAUCAGAAGCGUGUUCCACUGAAUUCAAGACUCACUCCUAUGCAUGAGAUUGCAACCUAAGUAUCUUUCUCUGGCUUUAUACCCUGCACCAAGGGAGGAAGCCAUAUAGAGCCACUUGCAGAAAAAUGUAUUUUUUAUAGGCAGUGCUAUUUUUCUAGAAAAUGAGGUGCCGGAACUCACCCUAAAUGCCUCCCUUGUUCUCUUAUAAUGGCAACAGCAUCCACUUGAAAGGUGUUGGAACUGAAUUCUUGUGAGUUCCAGCUGAAAGGGAAAAAAAGGCCUGAUUAUAGGAAUGAUUUGUGUUGUUUGUAGCUAAAACAUCCUUAAGUUAUUCCCCGCCCCCGCCAUCCCAGUCCUCACAGUUUUGUCUAAUGUGAGGAGUACUGAGACUGAAACACAGCUGCCUGUUAAUCAAACUCUCUGCCCCCUAAGUGUUUCCCCCAGAUCCCAAAUAUGUAAGCAUUGGUUGUGGUUGCUGUGAACAAAAGCACUCUGCACACUGUUAGAGGUGCUCCUUUCUUUACACUCACCAAGUGUAACUCCAGCAUCACAAACCUUUUUGCAAUCAUCCCUCAUCUGGCACAGGACGCUGCACUGAGUCUCAUUUUGUGUCUUGCUCCACCAGAGUUGGGCAGCAUCUGGCUGUCCAUCAGAGGCAGCUGAUGCAAAGCCCAAUACCUGGGGUGUCUGGUUAUGUAAACACUCUGGUGUCAUCAUUUCUGAUUCCAUGCCAAAAAACGGAAUCAUUGCUCUCACAUGGCAAUACAUGCUGUUUCAGGAGCAAGGAAGUGUGGGGAGGGAAAACAUCAUGUUGGGUAACAAAUGACCCCACUUUCUAUAGAAAGGAAGGGACCAUCUGCAGUAGUGAGAUAACAUAAUUACGGUUGCCUUGUGCUGUCUGAACCUAUCAAGGUGAAUGGGCAAUUGUGCAGUCUUUAUAGCGUUGCAGGCCUUUCCCCCUGUGUUAUGCAGAAUGGUCCAGUUUCAUGAGAGUCUGUUUCAUGGAAAUGGCUAUUCCUAGAUCUACUGUUUACUUCGGAAGGCACAGGAAAAAUGCCUCUCCAAUUAUUUCUUUCUCAUUGGGCCUUUUGCCUUCAAUGCAGAAGGGUGACCGCUGCUCCAAUUCCUGCUAUGCAUUUUAGUCACCUGGCACCCACAAAAAAAGUGUACAUGCAGAAGGGUACAUUGGCAGUUGGUCAGUGGUCUUUUUGCAUUCACCCCAAGUCUCUUCUGUCGCUCCUCCUGAACAGCUAUGAAGCUCGUCUCUGGUGACAUCACAAAACGACUUGAAGAGAUGGUGUUGUUGACUUCUCAGAACCUGCCCCAGGUGGAGGUGGCUACGAGUUACACUGUCCUCCGAGAGCUUGGCAGUGGCUCCUAUGGGCAUGUGCUGAUGGCAGUCCACCAACGCCAAGGUAGGUCAGAACCCAAGAGGAUGGAGAGGCAGAGAAGGCUACAAAACAGAUCACUGAACCUAUGAGAGAACUUAGGUGUAAGAGAUGUGUGUAAAUCAGUCCAUGUUAUUCUACCUGAAGGGGCCGAGAAGGUUCUUCUAGAAUGUUGGUGAAGUGGCCGUUAGAAAGUGUCAGUUGAAUAGAUUUCUGGGGUGAGAGUGGAGAGUCCAUCUAAAGAGAGUUAACAGGAUCCUUUCUGAGGAGAACAGAACUCAUCCGUUCCCAGCUCUGGGAAGCUUGCAUUCUACUCUGAAGAAAUGUAGAUCUGUCUGUCUCCUGAAAAAGAAGAAAUACCAACAUCUCUUUUUUUGCUAGUCUACACAAGGAAAUGUACGUGCCACUUCCAUUUUCAGAGAAAAUAGGGGAUGUUGUUAUACCUGCAGAAUGGUGAACGUAGUCUAUUAUAAUCUUUGAAUUAUUCUCUCCAUUAUUGUUUCAAGGGUGAUUUUCAAGUAUUGGGAUGGACCCUAUCUAUGUAGUUGCAAUUAUACUCUAAUCCUGUACCUGCUUACAUCAUUUGGAUUUAUUUCUGGUACUGAGUAGACAUAUAUAGGAUUUCUCUGUAGAUCCUUCUAAAAUCAAUGGGAAAUGAAGUCAUGGUUGAACUGUCUGGUUGAAAUAAGUUAUACUGGAUCUAAAGCAGCAUCAUUUAAAUUGAUAGCAUGUUGUUGUUUUGCUGAAAAGAAUUGUGUUCGCUUUUGCACCACAAGAGCAAAAUGUGAGACUAGCUUGUUUGAUGUGGAAUGUCCUUGGGGGGCACUCAAGUCCUUUAUAUUUUCUCCUCUCUUUCAGGGGCCAAGGGUCUCUUGGCUGCCUCCCGGUUGCCAUUGUUUUGUGGGAGGGAUCCAAGCACAUUUCAUAAAUUUAGUUUGGCACAUUUAGGUGGACUGAAGCACUCUGUUGCCCUAGCACAAUAAAUCCACUUUAAAUAAGAAACUGACUUUUUCCCACUAUGAAAGUGGCAGGGAAGAACAUUGGAGAGUGUAGGAUAAAAGAACAAUUAAUGGGGAGGCUGAUAAGGACUCCAUAAGCAAAUCAAGAUGAAUGCAGAAUAAUUGCUCAUUGUCCUAUAACCGCCCUGCAAACAAAUCAGCACAAAUGCUUAAUAAGUAAAAAUCAGACAUAGUCUAACCUCCGUGUAAGCUUUGUGUCAGCAAAUCAGGAUGAAUGUUUAAUAAAUUGGUCAUCUGGAGGAACCACUUCUCUUCUCUCUUGCAGGAACACCCAUGGCACUGAAAUUUGUACACAAGAAGGCUACAGAAUUGCUAGAUUUCGUGAAUGAAUACUGCAUUGCGCUGACUUUGGGGGCCCAUCCCUGCAUUGCCACUGCCCUUGGGAUUGCUUUCCAGACCCCCAAACACUAUGUCUUUGCACAGGAGUUGGCUUUGGCCAGUGACCUCUUCUCGCUCAUGGUUCCACAGGUAACAAACCCACCAGGCAUGGACACAGACCACAUGCCUUCUGUAGCUGGCAGCUUCCCACCCCAUUCCAUGCUUUUCGAAAAGUUAUGGUGGAGGAGAAAGAUGUGAGAGAAUGGAGUUUCUUUGCUUGUAUGCCCCUUUCCCCCCUACUCCCACGUCAUUUCAAAUCAUGGAAUAGUACCAGGCUGGUUUUCACUGCCAGGACCACCUGUAGUAAUAAGAUUGCCUAUGAGUUGCAGCUGAUUACUCUGUUGGUUAAAUCUGCAUAUAGGUCAAAACAAUAUUUCUGAAGCGAGAUGCAUGCUACCUUUAGUUUUCAGCAGAAAACAUCUUUUAAGAAGAGGCAUUCCUCCUGCCUGAGAAGAGACAAUGCCUCUUUGAAGAUGGUACUCACCAUAUGAAGUUUUUAUAAACACUUGUAUUUUUUGCAUUUUUAAAAAGUCUUCUGCUUCUUUAAUCAAGUGGGCUUUUUAGUCAAAGGUACAGUUGAGCUUUCUAACUACUGUUCAUGCCAGAGAAAUUAGAAAUGUAUUUUAAAAGCUUCCCUGCAUGCUGUCUUUUUUAUGUGAUAUCAAAUGCAAUACAGUGGCACCUCGGGUUAAGUACUUAAUUCGUUCCGGAGGUCCGUACUUAACCUGAAGCUGUUCUUAACCUGAAGCACCACUUUAGCUAAUGGGGCCUCCUCCUGCUGCUGUGCCGCCGGAGCGCAAUUUCUGUUCUCAUCCUGAAGCAAAGUUCUUAACCUGAAGCACUAUUUCUGGGUUAGCGGAGUCUGUAACCUGAAGCGUAUGUAACCUGAAGCGUAUGUAACCUGAGGUACCACUGUACUUACAACACAUGAUCACAGAAACACAAGAUACAGCCAGCCUUACAAGUGCAUAUGCACUAUUUUAUUCCUCACUGGCUCCUUUUCAAGUUCUGGAAAGCUGCCUGAGAGCAAGUGCUUAAAAAGACUAGAUAAGAGUGCAUCCACUCAUCUUGACUUAGGCAACUGAACUGAAUGGAAGUUGCUAAUGCAAAGGGGAUCAAUCAUGAACCUCGAAAGAGGACCCAAGCAUAUAGCUGCCCUAAGACUUCCAACAAUAUAAUCUAUCCCUGCUUGAGCACACCAGAGAAUGAAGUCCAUAUCAUGAUAUUAGUUUCAUAAUUUUUGACAUGAAAAUAUAUUGUGAAUCAUGAUGUGUGUUUGUGUGCUAUGCAAAAAUCACAAUGUGGGAAAACCCAUGAUGCCAGCCAAUGCCUCUACAUAUAUUUCAGACACUGUGAUAUAUUACAGUGUUGAAAACCAGGUAUCCCCCAGCCCACUGUUUAUCUCUACAUAGUUUCAUCCUUAUUUCAGACAUUGUGAUAUAUUGGUAUAUCACAAUAUUUAGCUGGUGAUAUAUCAUGAUGUUGAAAAGCAGUUAGCGCCUAGCCCUAUCAGAGAACUGAGGAAUGGAGCCUGGAGAUGUUUCUACCUUCAGGGAAUUUGUGUGGCUGCACAUGUGACUUUCAUCUCUCCUUUACUUCCUCCAGGUUGGUGUGCCUGAGCAGCGGGUCAAGCGCUGCGCCCUGCAGCUUGCCAGUGCCCUUGAGUACAUGGAAACGAAGGGGCUGGUGCAUCGCGAUGUCAAACCAGAGAACGUGCUGCUGUGUGACCCAGAGUGCCGCCGCAUCAAGCUGACCGACUUUGGGCUGAGCUGCCCGCGAGGCCGGGCCAUUGAGGCUUUGCCAGAGAGCCUACCAUACACGGCCCCCGAGUUGAGCACGCUGGGCCCCAAAGCUCGUUUGGAGGCCCAGCCCAGCCUUGACACAUGGUCCCUGGGAGUGCUGCUCUUCUGCGUGCUAACCGGCUACUUCCCCUGGCUCACAGCUGUACCUGCUGACCGGUACUACCGCAGCUUUGUCUGCUGGCAUCGCAGCCCCCGCUUUUCCCCGCGCCCACCCCAUUGGGGGCGUUUUACUCCCCAGGCAAUGGAGAUGCUGCGGGGACUGUUGAUGCCCGACGCGUCUCAGCGUAGCCCAGCCAAGGAGGUGAUGAAUUAUAUCAAAGUGCCUUGGUUGCUCCCAGAGGCCCAGAGCUGUGUUCGGCCUAGCAGAGAUCUUCUUGGCACCAGCCGGCGCUGCUAA
Molecule: messenger RNA, 7387 nt
Organism: Podarcis lilfordi (Lilford's wall lizard)
Lineage: Eukaryota; Metazoa; Chordata; Lepidosauria; Squamata; Lacertidae
Source: the annotation of a GenBank genome assembly